Protopolystoma xenopodis is the source of this 510-nucleotide messenger RNA. NCBI's taxonomy places the organism in Eukaryota, Metazoa, Platyhelminthes, Monogenea, Polystomatidea, Polystomatidae. The record is from the annotation of a GenBank genome assembly.
ACUAAGUAUUGUUCUACAGAGGCCAGCAAAAUACAUCCUGACGGAUCGGAGAAUAUUGAAGAUAUCGAAAAGACAGACAGGCCCAUCGAUUCUUACAAUCAGCCUUCUUGCUUUGUUCUAUUUUGCUUGCGACGCUUGGAAGUCCUUUUGAGUCAAAGGGACACUAAGCCAGAGCAUAAUUUCAGUUAUACUAGCCCCAGUACUAUCUGUCCACCUUCCUUUCAAAUGAGUGGUCCGGUCGACCUCCAAGCUGUCCUCCUAACUAGUCUUCUCCACCAGCUUUCUCGCAUAUCCAACCGCUUGGUCACCAAUACCACGUCUGUAGCGGAUACUUUAGAUUUUUCUCAACUUGCUCAUCUUAUUCUUGCCAGACUGGCCGUCGAGAUGUCUGCAUUCGAGACUCAUUCUUAUUGGAAGGAUACAGCAGCAGUUGAUACAGAAGAUAGUAUGGUUUGCUUCAGCGCUUGCUCCACCGUUUUCGACUCGGAAAUGCAGGUUACGACAUUCACU